CUUGCAGCUUUCCGUCGAACUACAAUUUGACAGCGCAUUCUCUUCGAGGAGGCAUCAAAAAUUUUCGGUAACAUUUUGUUUUCAGCGGAAAAAACUUGUCGAUUUACGAGGCAAUUUGUUCGGUUGACUACGGGAAUCGUGAGUUUCGGUGAAAUAUAGUGCGCGAGUUCCAGUUUGAUACGGUGGCCAUCCGAAACCAUUCGGCAAAAAAGAAUACCCGUCGAGUGCGUGUGUGAAGUUGUGGAGCGGAAGCCAAACAGCGGGGCGAUUUGUUUUCGUUUUUCUCGGUCUGGAGGAGGCUGCAAAAAUGGAAGUGUGCGAGCGUGUGUUUUGAGCAUCCUGCCUACGUAUUCGAAAUUUACCACCAAAAAAUAGGUAGAAUCCUAAACUCGGAAGUGAUUUUUUUUUUCGGUUGGUGGAGGAUUCGCAUCGGCAGUAGGAGCCAAAGGGGCAGUGCGUUUUGUUUACCGUUCCUAGGACGGGAAGCUGCUGUCAGAAGUGUUGUGCAAAUUUCCCGCUGCUUUGAUUGGCCUUGAAAAAGCGCUCCCGUGGAAUAACGAGAAGUGGAUGCGGCUUUUCGAUGGUCAGCUAGCUGAUAAGAACGUAUCGGCGAACAUCAGUUAUAAUGAGUGCAAUUUGAGAGGAAGCUGAAUCGGAAGCAUUUGCAUCAGGAAGUAAAACAAGAAAAAUGUCCAAAACGACAACGUUGUCAGUAACUGCUACGGCAACUGGUGGGGGAAGUGGUGGUGGUGGGGGAGGAGGUGCUACAUCCGGUGAGUUUGAUGUACCAGCGUUUGAGCAGAAACUGAAGGAGCUCAAGGAUACACAGGAUAGCAUUCAACAGCUAUCGGCAUGGUGUUUACAGAGAAGAACGCAUCACAAGAAGAUCGUGAGCAGCUGGUUGAAUAUACUAAAACAAGUGAAAGUGGAAAGUCGGUUAACGCUCUUCUAUCUGGCAAACGAUGUCAUUCAGUACAGCAAACGGAAAAACUACGAAUACGUCGACAGCUGGGGAACGUACCUGCAGAAAGCGACAACACUGGUUCGGGACGAAAAAGUAAAGCACAAAAUCCUCCGAAUAUUCAAGAUUUGGGAACAACGCGAGAUCUACAACGAUGAGUUUCUGGCCGAUCUGAACGGUUUGCUUAGUGCCACAUCGGCGAAGAAAGUAGAUUCAGCUACGAGUCUAUCGACUCCUACUGCAUCGUCGAUUAAUGCUGCUCCGCAAACGGUCACCUUGGCAAGCGGCCCCUCACGUUUGUCGGAUCAAACCAAAAACGUUGUCAUCACGUUGGACGUCGAUGACUUCCAGAGUGCUCAGCUGGUGUCUACCAUUAAAGAUUGUGUGAAAAAUGAAACCGACACGGAUACGACAUUCAAAAGCUUGAACAAAACACCGCUGGUCGAUGUAGAGCUGGUCAGGAAUUCUAUCAAAGGCAAAGAACGGAAACGGGUGGAGGAUGUCGAACGCGAGAUUGAGGAGAAUUUGGUCCAUUACCAAAGUUAUGUACAUAGUCUGAAAACGGAAAUCAAAUCAAGGAAGCUACUGCUGAGCCUGCUGGAGCAGGCUGAAACUUUCUAUCACAAUCAACGAGGGGAAGUGAAAGUUGUGGUUAAUGCCUACCGAAAUUUCGGCAACCGACUGAAGAGCAUGAAGAAGAAGCUAGAUGAGCUGACGACGACGUUGCCGAGUCCGAUGCCGUCGCCGGACAUCAAUGCGCCCUCGCCAGAGCCGGACAUGGAUUUGCAGCUACCGGACGAUCAAAGUUUCUUCAACGUCAACGGGAUGAUGAAUAGCUACAUGGACGGCAAUCUUCCCUUUGAUAUCAACGAUUUUCGAAGAGAAUCUCCGACGGCAAGUGCGGUGCAAUCAAUACAAGUGAUUAACUCCAGAAAGGAAGAAUCGGAAGGAGUAAAUGAUUUUCUAAAAACGUUUUUCCCAGAUACGCCCAGUAGCCAGCACUAUGGCGCUGGUCGUGGUGGAGGACCCCCCCUCGGAGGACCACUGCCUCCUCCAACGCGCAAUUCCGCUGGUUCUGGUCCGUAUGUUCCGUCGCACAAUAGCAGCCCUUCGAUGGAAGAGUAUGGUAAUGGACCGGGCGGUGUUGAUUACACGUCCAGUCUCAACAGCUAUGGUGUCCCUUCUGUGGUAAGUGGCGGUGCUGACUAUGGACUUCCGGGCCUAGGCCCACGACCAAACAAUCACCACAAUAUGGGCAUGGCACGAAGUUACGGAGCGGGUCCACAAUACAAUCAACCAAUGCUUUCGGAUUACCCCGCGGGAAGAUCUCAACCUGGGCCACCUCGCGGUCCUCAUCAUCCGCCUCCUCCUCCUGUUAAUCUGGACCGAUCUGAUGAGUACAAUUCGACGUGGGAUAUGUCGAUGACAUGGGAUGGACCACAUGAUUCCACUUUCCAGGGUCUCGAUACGCCUGUCUCGCCUCCUCAUUACGAAAGAAAAGGUGUCAACUCAAAUGUGAUUGAGUAUAUCGACGGUGUCAAUGAAGAUGGCCCGCUUCAGGAUGUAGAUCACCGCCAGCUUCCCAACAUGCCAUUACCUGCCUUUAUGAAGGAUAAGGGACGGUUGAUGGACGUGGAUCAUCGUAAUCUUAUCUCGUUGACGGGUUCGCCUGGUCCUCUGCUCAGCAAAUCGGGCUUGGAUGAUCUCGAGGACAUCGAUGAUGACGAUGACGACGAUGUGAUAUUAUUAGCGGAGAAUGAUAAGGAUUACUCCAAUUCGAAAGAAAACUCGAUUCCAGCACCUGUGUCACCGCCGGCAGUGGCAAAGGUGGCCGAUUCUUCGCUUAAUGCGUUCCCUUGGGGUACCGGUACGGGUGAUGUAGAUCUGAGGCAAGCCAGUCUGAAUAUGUUGGUACAGACCAAUGCCACGGCACCACCCACGACCAGCAGCAGUAGCACAAGUAUAGCCACUACCGUCACCAGUGAACCGAAAGAUCUCGACAUGCGAAUACAGUCGAUGCAGCAAGCACUGGAUUCGCGUUUCGGCGGUGAUGGUACGGACGAGGAAGCGGAAACGAAUGCGGUAGACGAUUCAAAGGGAGGCGAUGACGCACUGCAGUUGUUGCAGACGCCCACCUCGCUGUUGGAGAUUGAUGAUUUCCUGCAAAACUUCGAGAGGGAAAACUUCGAUUUAAGUAAACCUCCAACCGUUCUGAUGAGCAAUCAAACCGAGCCGUCACUUUCGCCGUCACCUUCGCCCAUGGAUAUUCCAGCUUCGACUCCGAAACGUACAACGCAAGGUAGCAAUGAUGUCGAUGAACCUUCGGAACCACCAACCGACAACAACGAAAGUGUCGACAUGGAUCUUUCCGACGAGGAGUACGUCCCAGAGCAUCCUACCGGAACGACGGCAGCGUUACACGACGAGCCCAUAGAAGACUCUACGGAACCGUACGAACCUUUCGAAGGUGAAGAUGUCGAAGAUUCUUUGAUGUCGCUGAUGAAUCCUCCGCUUCUGACUAAGGAGGACAUUGUAGCAAAUAUACCGAUACCUCCGGCGAUUCAUCAGCAGCAGCAACAAGAGUCACCGCAGCCGCAACAGCUACAACAACAGCAACAGCAACAACCACCACCACAACCGCAACCACUGCAGCCACCACAGCACCGACCUCCGUUACUGCCCGAUCCCGAUUUCCCGCCGUUCGCUUUCCCUCCCGCUCAGCAGCAACAAGCGCAACGGAAACAAUGGGACGUGCCGCCACCGCAGUUUAACAACUUUGGGACCGGUCUGCCAAAUUUGGGCGAUCUGGCCAAUUUUGGGGAGUUUCCUAACCUAGCGGCCGGGUUGAAUAAUCUGAAUCCGCCACCAACGCCGGGACUUCCACCCCCACACAUUUGGAACAACCAACAGCAGUCGCCCAUGGGGCCCAUGGGUGGAGGUCCAAUGGGAAACCAAUUUAACUCACCCAAUCGGCCUCCGUUUGGCGGGUCGCCUUUCAACAAUAACAACAAAAUGAACAACUUUAGGAAUCACAACAACAACAACAGUUGGGGUGGUCGGGGAGGCGGAGGACCACGGCAUGGAUCGCCCUACUUCCGAGGGGGCGGUCGAGGCAAUUUCCGCGGCGGCAACAAUAAGUUCCGCGGCGGUCACCAUAAUAACAAUCGAGGUGGAAAUUGUUGAAUUGCACUCCAUGGGCAACAUUUAUAUUUGAAUGUGUAAACGAAAGCAAAAAACCUAUUCCCAGCCUAGCCCGAAUCGAGCGAAACUUGACUGUAGUUUCUACCAAAAUAGAGCAAAAAGAAAUCAAAUCCAAUAGUGAGCGUGGGAUAGAAAACGGAGUAGACAGUUCUUAUUUGAACCAGAAUUUGAACAUGAUUAGGUUUGAGGAUACGGUUCGAUAUACUUCAUCGUGUCGCUGUAAAUAUGUAUGUGUGCAUGUGUGGACAUCUGCAAAGUUGGAGCAGAGUAAAAAAAACGUUUUAGAUUACAUAUAGUCGAACUAUAAUAGGCAAGCUUAGGAGCUUAAAGUACCUAAGGGACGAAUUUUGAUCGUUUGUGAAUCAUCAACUAACGUUUUUCUCUCACAUUUGAAAACUACCUUUCACUAGGUUAGACUCGUUCAUUCGGAACGGUGGCGAUAUACUUGAACUUAUUAACCGGUUCGCCCCCCGCUAAAGCUGAUGAAGGAUGUGUAACGAACCUACUCAACUCACACAUACCUACAGCUACUAUUACUUCUAGAUUAUAGAAUGAAACAGUCAGAACGGAAAGGGACCCGUUUGAAGCAAAUUACUUUUCAAUAUUGAAUUCGCGAAUACAUCUGUUAUUAAGUACAUUCUAAAAAAAUAUCUUUUGACACACAAUGAUUUGGAAUAGUGCAUUAAUAUGUAAAGUUUAUUAAAACAUUGAUGAAAAUAAUUUACAAAUGUAGAAAAAGUUCUGGAACAACAAGAGAAAAAAACUGUACAUAUAAGUAUUUAUAAUAUAGUGUUCUGUACUUGAACGGAGAGUGUGCAUGUGUUUCAAAUCAACAACAUGACUAUCUAGUAAUAAAUAGAUCGUAACUUCAGAUCCGAAGAUGGUUUUUGAUCGUCCAGAAAGCCAAUUAAAUUGAUAAAAUGAGGCAAAAAAAAAAAA
Messenger RNA from Armigeres subalbatus, 5101 nucleotides. RefSeq lists its product as uncharacterized. Gene Ontology annotation, biological process: mRNA 3'-end processing. Lineage: Eukaryota; Metazoa; Arthropoda; Insecta; Diptera; Culicidae. The transcript is spliced from 10 exons. The record is from RefSeq and is a predicted model, not a curated record. Gene Ontology annotation, molecular function: RNA polymerase II complex binding. The coding region runs from base 689 to 4144 and encodes 1151 amino acids.